AUGGCUGACACGCCCAACCGAGGAAUUGUCGUCAUUUCCGGAGGUAGUGCCGCGAACAACCUUGUCGACGUCUUCGAUGCCGUGAGAGACAGCAAAAACUGUUUACUCAGUUACAUCAUUCCCAUCAGCGACAACGGUGGCUCCUCAUCGGAGCUGAUCCGAAUCUUUGGGGGGCCCUGGAAUUGGCGAUGUCGCCUUGUUCGUUUAAUUCCAGACUCCCCUGCCAAUUCUGAGCGGACGGCGAUCAAGGCUCUCUUCAAUCAUCGCCUGCCCGCUCAAGCAGGGGCAGCGGCGCAUGAAUGGCUCACCAUCGUAGAUGGCACGUCAAGCCUAUGGAAGUCCAUCCCCCCCGCUAAGAAAGAAUUGAUCCGCUCAUUCUUGAACAUGCUGAACCUGGAAAUCCUCAAGCGGGCUCGGCCACCGUCUUCUACCUUCGACUUCACGUCUGCUAGUGUCGGAAAUUUGUUCCUUACGGGUGCACGACUCUUCAGCGGGAGCUUUGAGAGUGCAAUUUACCUUCUGGGAAGUAUAUGCGGCGUGCAGUCGGAUAUUGUGCGUGUCAUCCCGGCCAUCAACUCUAACUUCUCACAUCACAUAUCCGCCACUCUCGCCGAUGGGACUGUCAUUGUCGGCCAAAAUAGCAUCUCCCAUCCGAGCGAAACCACAGCCCUUCAGCCCGACCGUGGCAACAGGCCUAGACGGCCUAGUUUACUCCUGGCCGAUGGAGAUGAUCUAGAAGAUACUGGCUCGGACGUGUCCGAUGCCGUGUCAUAUGAAGAAGAUCAUCUCCCCGGAUCUCUAGCCACUCUUCGCAACAAAAAUAUUUCAUUCAGCAAAACAGAAAACGAAGACUUACCAUAUCGGAUCAGCCGGAUUUGGUAUAUCAAUCCCUACGGACAGGAAAUUCGGCCGCCCGCAAACCCACGUGUUCUGGAAGCACUGAGUGAUGCCCAGGCUAUCAUCUACAGCAUUGGCUCGUUGUACACCUCCAUCAUACCGGCAAUCAUUCUCCGUGGCGUUGGCAAGAAUAUCAUGACCAGUCCAGCUCGCCAUAAGAUCCUCAUUCUAAAUGGUUCUUUGGACCGUGAGACAGGACCUCCAUCUGCGCCAUUUCUAGCGUCAGACUUUGUUGAGGCUAUUGCGCAUGCCUGCGAAGAGAGUCGUGGACGACAUCCGCAUAGAGUGUCUCAGCACCACGGAGAGUCACCAUCAUCCCCGGAAACCAUCCGGCCACAUAUUCCUAUUCCCUACACUGCAUACGUGACCCAUAUCUUGCAUCUAGAUGGCCCUGGGACGCCUCAGGUAGACCGCGAAAGGCUGGCAGAGAUGGGCAUUGAGACCUUGCGCUUGUAUGGGCGCAAAGUCACAGUCAUGGAAGGGGGUAAGGAGGUUUGUGUGGGCAUGAAAUAUGACCCCAAUGCUCUGAUACAAGCGCUUGAGGUGGUGCUAGGAAAAAAGGGGGAUGCCAUGGUGCGUGGAGGUUUCGGGAGUGGUUUGGGCAGGAGAAAUACACUGGAUCCUGGCCGACGCGAUAAAUAA
Molecule: messenger RNA, 1539 nt
Organism: Penicillium daleae
Lineage: Eukaryota; Fungi; Ascomycota; Eurotiomycetes; Eurotiales; Aspergillaceae
Exons: 2
Coding region: 1-1539 (512 amino acids)
Molecular function (GO): LPPG:FO 2-phospho-L-lactate transferase activity
Source: RefSeq, a predicted model, not a curated record